AUGAGACCGCUGGUACACUUUGGCAUGCUGCGUUCCUUUGUCACUGCUGUGAAACAUUAUUCUGUCACAUCUCAAACCUCAGACUUUGAGAACACCUACCGGCACCAAGAGGCAUACCCUUACUUUCUGCCGAUUCAGACCCGUUGGCAAGACAAUGAUCAGUAUGGCCACGUGAACAACAUUGUGUAUCACGGAUACUUCGACACUUUAAUCAACCAUUAUCUUAUCAGAUACUGCGGAUUAAAUGCAAAUCGCCAGACCUCGUCAAUGGUGGGAUUUAUCGUGAGCUGCAAGUGUUCGUUCCACGCAUCCAUGAUGUUCCCUCAGAACCCACUGGCAGCCCUGGGGGUGGAAAAGAUUGGCCGAACCAGUGUGACCUACCGGGCGGCUCUCUUCAAGCCGCGCCGUGGCCGCAUCUCGCUGCCCUUGGAUUACAACGUCCUCUCCGACGGGUGCUACUCAGGUAGCUCAUUACUGGCUGGGUUCGAGACCUUGGCCUGCACCACGGCAAGAUCCACACAUGUCUUUGUAGAUGCAGCCAGCGAGAAACCAAAGGAGCUGCCCGAACACUUCCGGAAGCAACUUGAAAAGAUUCUAAUGCAGCCAAGAGCUGCCAAUCAAAUGCUUUAA
Messenger RNA from Hemiscyllium ocellatum (epaulette shark), 630 nucleotides. RefSeq lists its product as uncharacterized. Gene Ontology annotation, cellular component: mitochondrion. The record is from RefSeq and is a predicted model, not a curated record. Gene Ontology annotation, molecular function: fatty acyl-CoA hydrolase activity. NCBI's taxonomy places the organism in Eukaryota, Metazoa, Chordata, Chondrichthyes, Orectolobiformes, Hemiscylliidae. The transcript is spliced from 2 exons. The coding region runs from base 1 to 630 and encodes 209 amino acids.